Molecule: messenger RNA, 441 nt
Organism: Cooperia oncophora
Lineage: Eukaryota; Metazoa; Nematoda; Chromadorea; Rhabditida; Trichostrongylidae
Source: the annotation of a GenBank genome assembly
AUGGCUGCUGAUAUCAUGGAGCAUGACUAUGAAAACCACUUCUGGGUAUCAGCCUUUGUGUCAAAUGGAUCAAGCCUCGAUUCUGGGUGGACCCUCACAAAAGGGACCCUAGAAUUACUCGCCGAGAUUCACGUCAUGUUGGUGAAAAAUCUCCAGGAUUUGGCCAAGGAAGUUGCCAAGUACAAAGAGGAUCUCGUAAAAGCUAGAAAAGAAGCAAAGCAGCAGGACAUUCUGGACGCUGUCAAUCUUAUGCAGACUACAACUACUUGCCUACAGAAGUCCAAAGAAACUUAUUAUGCCCGAUGUGCCGAACUGGAGAAGCUGAAGAAGGAAGCGAACGUCAACCCCAAGGAGAUUACAAAGUCCCAUUCCGCAAAGUUGAGGAAUGGUUCACUGCUUUGCCAAGCUGCACGUUUCGAACGCAAGAGCUCAACGCAUUAA